Messenger RNA from Chenopodium quinoa (quinoa), 1246 nucleotides. Its product is annotated as aminoacyl tRNA synthase complex-interacting multifunctional protein 1-like. The record is from RefSeq and is a predicted model, not a curated record. The transcript has 3 exons. The coding region runs from base 191 to 1033 and encodes 280 amino acids. Lineage: Eukaryota; Viridiplantae; Streptophyta; Magnoliopsida; Caryophyllales; Amaranthaceae. Gene Ontology annotation, molecular function: tRNA binding.
UUCUAACACGAUUUAGCCUUAAACCGUUCUCCACAUAUUUCCGAACCAAUCACAACAUAUUAUGGUUUUUCUCUUUUAAUCAUUUUCAAUUUUCUGUUCCCAUAUCACCCUCAGCUCUUAUUUCUUUAUCGGAUACAAAUACAAACACAAAGGAGAAGACCAAAACACAAUCAAAUCAAAGAAACAAAAAAUGGCAGCAGCAAAUGCAAACCAUUUGUUGAAAGCAAGAGGAACAAUUCUCUUCUACCGCCAUAACCACCAUAACUUCAUCCCUCCUCGUUUUCUUCCAUUCUCUCUCCUCCCUUCUCUCAACACCAAACCCACCUCCACAUUCCCUUCUCUCUCCUCAAUCUCUCAUCUCCCCUUCACUCCAUCCCCUUCUACUCCACCCCGCCAUUUCCGCUUCCUUUGCACUUCAUCAGAUGCUUCAACUUUGUCUUCAACUUCCACUUCGGCCGCUGUCGAUUCGGGUUCUCCUCCUCAAUCGGAGCCGCCUGUUCCGGACAUGGCGGCCGUGAAAGAGGCGGCGAAUAUGUUGGAUAUAAGGGUAGGGAAGGUGGUGAAGGCGUGGCAGCAUCCUGAUGCUGAUUCAUUGUAUGUGGAGGAAGUUGAUGUUGGGGAAGAUGAGCCUAGGACAAUUUGUAGUGGGCUUGUUAAGUAUGUUCCCAUUGAUCAACUUCAGGACAAAAAGGUGCUUGUACUUGCCAAUCUAAAACCAAGAAACAUGCGUGGCAUCAAGUCAAAUGGUAUGCUUAUGGCUGCUUCUGAUGCGUCACAUGAGAAUGUAGAGCUCCUUGUACCUCCCGAGGAUUCAGUUCCUGGUGAAAGAAUCUGGUUUGGCUCAGAAGAGGAAAAGGAAAAUCAAACUGCUGCUGCCACUGCUAAUCAGAUUCAGAAGAAAAAAAUCUGGGAAUUAGUUCAGCCCCAUCUCAAGACUGAUGCUGCUUGUAUUGCAAUGCUUGAUGGGCAUUACAUGAGGACUUCUGCAGGUCUUGUGGUUUCCAAAUCCCUAAAAGAUGCGAAUAUAUCUUAAUGAAACCUACACCCGGCUGAUGUCUUAAUCCUAUUCUUUCAAUUUUGUUCGUUAACCAUGACAAAAUUUUGCAUAAUUCAGUACUUGUAACUGUUGGGCGAUUACUUUCCAAAUCAAAAUGAGUUGUGCCAUUUUAGGACACUAAGUCCAUUUGUAAUGUACACUGUACAGAUUUAUAUAAUUUGCGAAAUUUAAUCCUUUGCCUUUCUUUGA